UUAUUUUCAUGUCUCCGUAACUUUCUACAUUUCUUUUUAACAUUAAACACCUGCUGCUACUGCUGGAGAGUCUCUUUAAGAAACAGGUACUGGCUACUUUGUAACUUGAUCAGAGGUUUAAAUAAAUAAUGGAGUUGGGUUCACUAUUGGCACGGUUGUUGCUGUUUGUAUUUCAAAGGGAAACAACCCACCCGAACACAGAUAAACUGAAACACUUUUGUUCGGCAUCCUGCUAUCAAUAAUCCGAGGAUGAACCCUGAGUAUGACUAUCUGUUCAAGUUGCUGCUGAUUGGGGACUCUGGUGUGGGAAAGUCAUGUUUACUCCUGCGGUUUGCUGAUGACACCUAUACAGAGAGCUACAUCAGCACUAUUGGAGUAGACUUUAAAAUCAGAACUAUUGAAAUGGAUGGGAAGACUGUCAAACUACAGAUUUGGGAUACAGCAGGACAGGAGCGAUUUCGCACCAUAACAUCCAGUUAUUAUCGGGGAGCGCAUGGGAUUAUAAUUGUCUAUGAUGUCACCGACCAGGAGUCUUUCAACAACGUAAAGCAAUGGUUAGAAGAAAUUGAUCGCUAUGCAUGUGAAAAUGUCUCCAAGUUGCUAGUAGGGAACAAGAGUGAUCUUGCCUCAAAAAAAGUGGUAGACUUUACCACAGCAAAGGAAUUUGCUGACUCACUCAAAAUGCCACUUUUGGAGACAAGUGCCAAGAAUGCAAACAACGUAGAGAAGGCAUUUUUAACAAUGGCCUCUGAAACACAGAAGAGGCUUGGGACGGACAGCAUUCAGAAUGAAACUGUUAAAAUGGGUUCCAAAAUAAACAGCGCCCCCUUGUGGCCUGGAGGAGAGAAAUCAGUAGCUGAAGAGGUCAACUCUUGCUGUUAGUUCUGGAUAUCAGGCUUGUGCACAAUUCAGAAUUGAAUUGAGAAUGACUCCUAAAUUCCAAUUCAAUUUUUGAAUUUGAAUUGAAUUUGAAUUGAUGUCAAAAACAGGAUCUAGAAUUACAAUUCGAAUUUGAAUUAAAGGAAGCAGAAUUGCAAUUCAAUAGAAAUUCAAAGAAAUUUAUAUGCAUAUUAUACAGUAAGUGAAGUGUUAAAAAUGAAGCUUUCAGUAUAUGUCAGAUGUGAUUGCAUAACUUAUUCUAUAAAUUAUAUUAGUUUGAACUACUUGUACAGAUUACAUUAACAGGAAAUGUUUUCCCCCAGCAAUUAAUGUUAAAAACUCUAGUCACAUAACAAAUAAUUAAGUUAGAUUUUUUUGUAAUUGUAAUUUUGUGGAACAUGACUUCAUUGCCCAGAAUGCUUUACUUUAACCAAGUAUUUAAAAUGGUUGCCAAACAAUUUUCCAAAGUAACUUUUCUAACACUGAAUGUAUGUGAGAUUCUUUCUGUUGUGUGACUGUGGAAUUUAUUUGAAUUGCCAUGAAUUAAAUUCCACUUCCUGUCAUUCCAAUUCCAAUUCAACUUCCUGUAGGGCGGAGUCAAUUCAAUUCAAAUUCCAAUUCAUGAAUUGAAUGGAGGCCAAUUCUAAUAUUCUGAAUUGUGCACAAGCCUGCUGGAUAUAUACACUAAUUCAAUUUCAGGGCAUUAUGGAAAUGAAUCAGUUAUUUUCUCAUUUAUGUUUUUCCUCUUUCUCAUCAAACUAAAUUACAUAGGCCAUUAUUUAUUGUUUUCAUGUCUUAGAGUCUUAGAUGUGUUUUAAUGAUGAAGAUUGCGCUACAAUGAAAUUAAUUUAAGAGAUGGAAUAUUCAAAAAAUAUUGUUAUCUGAACAUACAUUCAUUGUUUCUAUAUUAACUACAGACCAAAACUACUAUUUUCAGUACUGUCAAUACCAUAAAAACUUCAGUUUAUUGUGUAUUUAUUUUACUCAUGUAUAUGCAUUCAAAUCUAACCCUUUGCUGGGUUAACAGAAAUAGUUUUUAGUUUUGUUUAGAUUACACAUGGUCCAGUGUGUAUACAGAAGAGACUGCACAGCAUAUAUAAGGCAACUAUUCACUCAGACAAACCACAUUGAAAGUUUUAUAUGCAUGCAACAAUUCAUUUUCCAGAAUUUUAGAUUUCCUUUUUUUAUUGUAAUAUUAUAAUAUUCUCUUCUUUAUUAUUUUGUGAAUCUUUUGCUCAAGUACUUACAGUGUGGCUCAGAUUUUUAAAGAAAAUAAAUAAAUAAAUGAACAUUGUCAUAAUUGUAAUGGAUCUCGGUACAAUAACAUUCAAGCAAUCCCACAAUCAAGGAUGUAUGAUAUAAUUUACAUAUAUUACUGUAUAUUCAUAUUAUAUUAUAUUUGAUAAUAAUAUUGUGACAUAUUGUAAACAUUUUGAAAGUAGCUUAUGUUAAAUAUAAUGUAUACAUCUAUGUAUACUUUGUUAGACUUAGACUAGUUCUAGUGCACUUAUGUAUUGCUGUUCUUGUUUUGCUAUAAUUGCUUCUAUUGUUUACCUCAUUUGUAAGUCGCUUUGGACAAAGCGUCUGCUAAAUGACUAAAUGUAAAGAUUUUUAAUCAUCAAGUUUCAUAAAAAGUGAAUUUGUUAUAUUGUUUUAGUUUAUUAUGAAAAGCAAUAUACAGAC
This is a messenger RNA of Misgurnus anguillicaudatus (oriental weatherfish), 2562 nucleotides long. Its product is annotated as ras-related protein ORAB-1. Lineage: Eukaryota; Metazoa; Chordata; Actinopteri; Cypriniformes; Cobitidae. The record is from RefSeq and is a predicted model, not a curated record. Gene Ontology annotation, molecular function: GTPase activity; GTP binding.